Molecule: messenger RNA, 258 nt
Organism: Brettanomyces nanus
Lineage: Eukaryota; Fungi; Ascomycota; Pichiomycetes; Pichiales; Pichiaceae
Exons: 1
Coding region: 1-258 (85 amino acids)
Source: RefSeq, a predicted model, not a curated record
AUGAACCCAACUCCAAAUAUUGCCAGUAUGCUCAAGCAGCACGCCACUUCAUUUGGCCUUGCUACUAGUAUGAUCGGCCCGGUGCUUGUUACCAAGUAUACUAUGGCAUCGAAUCAGCCUUGGUUAUUCUCCGAAAAUGCCGAAGGUUCUAACGAUGGCAUCACGAUGAUGCAACCUGCUACUAUGAUUCCACCGAGACUUAACGCUAAAGACCUUGACGAUAUGUCGGAAAAGGCAAUGCUUAUCAUUUAUGACUGA